UCUCUAGCUCCACCCAGACGUGCCUUCUCGUUACGUAACAACGUAGGCUCCCGGAUAGCUCAUUGCAGGUCUCGCCGUGGCACCACUGCGUCAGAGUCGGACUCCGAGUCAAACUAUCUCCCAGUUUUCAGGUUUGCCAGAAUGGGUGCGCUGUCUAAGGAGUACGGGUACGUUGUGCUCACUGGUGUUGCCAGCGUGGUCAUGAUCGGACAUCUGGCCGUCAAGGUGGGAAAAGCUCGGAAGAAGUAUAACGUGAAGUACCCCAAGAUGUACAGUGACGAUCCAGAACAUGGACACAUCUUCAACUGCAUCCAGCGUGCACACCAGAACACGCUGGAGAUUUACCCCGCCUUUCUCUUCUGCCUGGUCUUUGGUGGUUUGCAUUCCCCUCGUCUAGCAAGUGGGCUUGGAGCUGUGUGGAUUGUUAGCAGAGAGGUGUUUGCACAUGGAUACUCCACAGGAGAUCCCAGCAAAAGGAUGAGGGGUGCGUUUGGCAAUGUGGCUUUUUUGGGAAUGAUGCUGACCACUUUGAACUUUGGUCGCCAUCUGCUGGGCUGGACAGGACCACCACGCCUGGGGCCAUUCCGUGGUCACUAAUGUGGAUGAAGAGAUCAAAAUAAGAAUCUUUUUUUUUUUUUUUAUGAUGGGAACUGCAUGUAGUGUAUGGCUGUAGCGUAUCUUCUCAAAUCUGACCUGCUUAACAGGUUAAGGUAAUGCUGGAUAGGAAUCUGACUGGCUUUUAGACAGCCACUCCCAUUUCCCAUUUUAUUGUAAUAGCCGUACCCUCAUGAUGGAGUUCGAAUCAUUUGAUUAUGUAGAUUUUAAAGUGCAAACUCACUUUAAACACGAUUAAGUCAAAUGUUGGUCUCAACAUUACCUCCAUCUGUUUGCAUUUGUUAAGCCUACAGAGUACAUAUACACUUUCUCACUGUAAUGAUUGCCCUGAAGUGAGAAGUCAAUUCUGCCUUUUGUAAAUUAAAACAAACUCCAUACUUUUAA
Molecule: messenger RNA, 999 nt
Organism: Girardinichthys multiradiatus
Lineage: Eukaryota; Metazoa; Chordata; Actinopteri; Cyprinodontiformes; Goodeidae
Gene: mgst3a
Product: microsomal glutathione S-transferase 3a
Exons: 6
Coding region: 142-597 (151 amino acids)
Cellular component (GO): membrane; endoplasmic reticulum; nuclear envelope
Molecular function (GO): glutathione peroxidase activity; glutathione transferase activity
Source: RefSeq, a predicted model, not a curated record